Sphaeramia orbicularis (orbiculate cardinalfish) is the source of this 466-nucleotide messenger RNA. Its product is annotated as mannose-specific lectin-like. Bases 24 to 374 code for a protein of 116 amino acids. NCBI's taxonomy places the organism in Eukaryota, Metazoa, Chordata, Actinopteri, Kurtiformes, Apogonidae. The transcript has 3 exons. The record is from RefSeq and is a predicted model, not a curated record.
GUGCACGGCCUUCAAGCCUAAUCAUGAGCAGGAACUUUUUGUCCAGAAAUGAUGAACUCCGCAGGGGUGACUACCUGGUUUCAAACAAUGGGGAGUGGAAGGCUGUCUUCCAGGAGGAUGGCAACUUUGUCAUCUACGGCUGGAAGCCAGUGUGGGCUUCAGACACUGAUGGAUCAGAUGCAAUCCGUCUGUGCAUGCAGGCCGACUGCAACCUGGUCAUGUACAACAAGAAAGACGAACCCAAGUGGCACACGAACACCGCCUCAUCCAGCUGCAACAUGUGCCGUCUUACCCUGACCAAUGAGGGUAAACUGACGGUGGAGAGAGAAUGUGCAGGUCUUUGGGAUUCCAGUCAAAGCCGUGGCAUGAAAUAAAAUCAUUACACAAAGCCCUUGAGGGAAAGCUCUGCAUGCUCUUUGAAUGUCAAUGCAACCCAGGCUCAAAUAAAGCAACCAUUUUUCACAAA